CGUACGAGAUGACACUCGCGAGAUAUUUCACGUUAGUUUUCUGUUUGGCUUGCGGAUUAACCGCAAAGAUACCCAGCGAGUUUUCCACCUGCAAACUAAACAGUGAUAACUUCGACUCUUGUCUUAAGAACUCCAUCAAUGGUGCCAUCAAAGUGUUGGCCAACAAUGGGCUGCCUAAGUUCGGAAUUCCUAAGUGUGAUCCAAUAAUAAUACCGCAGAUGACCAUAGGGGCUGGUUCUAUGGCCGUUAACUUGCAACAAAACUACAAAGAUGUUUACACGUAUGGUUACUCAAAGGCUAACGUAACGAAUGCACAUUUGGACCUGGCUGGUAAGAAGUUGAGGUUCAAUGUGAAAAUCCCUCAACUUAUUAUGGAUAUGAAAUAUACGGUCGACGGUAGGAUCCUUUUGAUUCCAGUGCGCGGCGAAGGAAACGCCAAAUUCUACCUAGAUGAUUGUGAUAUUAUUCAUAACAUCGGCUUCGACAUAAUUAAGAAGAAGGAGAAAAACUUUAUCAAUGUGAAAAACUACGACAUUAAAGUGAAGACCAAAAAGGCUCAAUUCAAAUUCGAAAAUCUAUUUAACGGCAACCAGGAACUGAGUGAUAGUGUACACAGAGUGGUAAAUCAGAAUUGGGAAGUGGUGUAUGAGGAUGUUAGUGCUGGUUAUGAGCAAGCUUUUAAUAGUUUGUUUAUUUUGUAUGCAAAGAGCUUCUUUGGUAAAGUGCCCAUGGAUGUUGUUUUCCCACAGUAAAAUAUUUUGGCUAGUGUUUUAAUUCUAGUUAUGUCUGAAAUUGAAUUUCUUAUAGAAAUGUUUUAAUUUGUAUUUAUUGGUAACGUUGAAGUUAAUAAAUUUUUUUAUUUGUUAAUGAGAUUUAUUUCGGAGCUAAACGUGAUGAAAGUGUUGUUAUGUCAUUAGACGCGGAUGUGUGUUUUUUAUUAUUUAUCUUAUCUCAUAAUGGAGUAUUGGUAUAAAUAAUAACCGGAAAUUAGAAAGUGUUAAAGUGUUGCAUCACAAUUUGUUGAAUUGUUUGAAUUAAAGUGUAGAAUGUAACAUAUCAUGUCAUGGCAAAAUGUUAUA
Molecule: messenger RNA, 1079 nt
Organism: Aethina tumida (small hive beetle)
Lineage: Eukaryota; Metazoa; Arthropoda; Insecta; Coleoptera; Nitidulidae
Product: protein takeout
Exons: 5
Coding region: 9-752 (247 amino acids)
Source: RefSeq, a predicted model, not a curated record